Molecule: messenger RNA, 1068 nt
Organism: Penaeus vannamei (Pacific white shrimp)
Lineage: Eukaryota; Metazoa; Arthropoda; Malacostraca; Decapoda; Penaeidae
Source: RefSeq, a predicted model, not a curated record
GACUCUCAAUUCCUGGGAAAAAAUCUGCAGUUGGUGAUGAAAAUUGACUCUCGGCUUAGUUCCCACCCGAUUGUGAAAAAUGUGAACACGCCUGACCAGAUCAAUGCUAUGUUUGAUGCUAUAUCCUACAGAAAGGGGUCGUCUGUGUUAAGGAUGCUGGAGGACUUCAUGGGAGAUUCUUUUCAAGCAGGAAUUAAUGCUUUCCUCAAGAAAUAUGCCUAUGCAAAUGCUGUCACAAAAGACCUUUGGACUGAACUUACCUUAUCCUGGGAAGGAAAUCACCCUGAGGAAGAGAAGGGUGAUGUGGGUGCCAUCAUGGACACUUGGACAAGACAAAUGGGCUAUCCUGUGGUGAAUGUGGUGAGGUCAGCCCCGGACACCUUCACUCUAACGCAGGAACGCUUCCUGCAAGACCCAACAGCUGAAUAUGAUCCAUCUGAGUCAGAGUUUGGAUAUAGAUGGGAUAUCCCUAUUGGAUACAUUACUUCUCACUCUCCUCUUAAGAAGACCUGGCACUAUCUGGAGCAGGAGUCAGUGCAAAUAAAGGUAGAUCCAGAAGUCAGCUGGGUUAAACUGAACAUCAACCAAAAGGGCUACUACAGAGUCAAUUAUGAACCAGCCAUGUGGGACCAGCUUGCAGACCUCUGUGCUGAGCAAGUACUGCACCCACCAGACCGUGCUAAUCUCUACAAUGAUGCUUUGGCUCUUGCUGAUGCUGAACUGCUGGAUUACCCUGUGGCCUUAAACCUCACUCGCUCUCUGGCUUUUGAAACAGACUAUGUGCCUUGGACUGCUGUUGUCGGUCAACUGAUUGAAAUGGAGAAACUGCUGCUUGAAACCAUUGUCAACCAGCCAUUUAGUGACUAUGUUUUAACUUUGGUGGAACCAAUCUAUAGUUCUCUUGGAUGGGCCGAUACAGGAGACCACCUCCAAAAGUUGUUGCGCACUGACGUGGUCAGUAUUGCCUGCGCAAGUGGAAGCAAAGGCUGCCUGCAAGAAGCAGCGACAGAACUGGGAUCCUGGAUCAACGACAGCACUUAUCCUUUGCCACUAGGGACCAAGAGACAG